AUUGAGUCCAAUCAGGUUGUUGAGCUCCAGCUGCUGCAGCUCUGCAGUGAACCUGCACCCGUGUUUCUGUAUAACUCAGAGGGGACAGAGGUGUGAAGUUGCAGUCAUGAACUUCCAGCUUAAAACCAAAGCUUGCCUCUUUGACCUGCACUGUUCCGUAGGCCUGACGGACUGGGAGAUGGACAAGGAGCUGAAACUGGCAACUACCACUGACCAGUUUUAUCACGAUGACCAACAGAACGAUCAGUAUGUGGUCCAGAGGCCUUCUGCCAGAGCCUCAAGAAGGAAAGAUGAAUUCAUUUGGUACGAUAAAACAUCAGACACCUUUGUGAAGCCAAAUCUGUGGCUGUUGGUGAAUCCUAACAUUGCCUGCCCAAUGCAGUACGGAGAAAAUACAGCAGAUCUGCAGAUUCUCGGUGAGUCUAGGGAAAUCCAAACAUCACUGCUGGAGCCUGUGGAGACCCAACAUUCACUGGGAGCUUCUCUCCAGGACAAACUGCUCCACCCUGCAUCCUCCUGCUCUGAGUACCUGAUCAAGGCUGAAGCCCCCUCGUGUCGACCAGCCAAGAGCAGACGCAAGGGGAGGACCACCAAGGCCAGAACGAGGACGCUCAGCUUGGGCCGGGCCCGAGUUCCUUCAGACAGCAAGACCCUGAAGCCAGGAUGCUGGCCUCGUCCACCAGUGAAUUACUGCAUCCUCAUUGCCUUGGCGCUCAAGAGCAGCCACACUGGCAGCCUCAAAGUGCAGCAAAUUUACAGCUUUACCAGAGAGCACUUCCCCUUCUUUCAGACAGCUCCAGAGGGCUGGAAGAACACCAUCCGACACAACCUGUGCUUCAACAGCAGCUUCCGCAAAACCUGCAAUCAACUGAACAAAGAUGGUAAGAGGAAGUCCUGUUUUUGGUACCUGACUACGGACGGACAGCGCCGGCUGGAAGAUGAGAUUCACACCUUGACAAGAGAAUCAUUCAAGCAGCUGGAGAGGAGCAUGUCCUGCCCAGGUGAUCAGAAUAAAUGGAAGAUAAAAUGUAUAUCUGAGUGGAUGAAUUCCUUUAAGGAUGCCUCUACACAGACUAACCACAACAACCGGUAAUGUACUAAACACAAUUAGUUAGAUGGUACAAGUAUCUACAGAAUACCUUGAUGUACCUGCUGUGGUUAAUAAAUGCUGGAUAACAAUGAUUUGAUUUUCAAAGUACAGUAGCAAAACACUUAAAACUGAGCACAACCUUUUUAUGAAAAGAUUCCCAGUACAAAUUGUGAGGUGCUAAUCUGUAAAGAACUAUUUUAAUUUAAAGAGCCUGUCGCUGCUCAUUUCCACCCAUUUAAUUUUGGGAACCUCUAGAUUAGCUUUGCACCCUUCUUAACUCCAAAUACUCAAAUUAGUUCAGAGUAAUAAACCCAUAGAACCUCUUCCUAAAAGAGAGUUCAUGAACACGCACAACAAACCUCAACAGCAUUAAUGUCUGCAGUGGUA
Molecule: messenger RNA, 1477 nt
Organism: Monopterus albus (swamp eel)
Lineage: Eukaryota; Metazoa; Chordata; Actinopteri; Synbranchiformes; Synbranchidae
Gene: foxr1
Product: forkhead box R1
Exons: 6
Coding region: 107-1093 (328 amino acids)
Biological process (GO): regulation of DNA-templated transcription
Cellular component (GO): nucleus
Molecular function (GO): sequence-specific double-stranded DNA binding; DNA-binding transcription factor activity
Source: RefSeq, a predicted model, not a curated record